UUUUAACAUUUCAUUUUCUUUAAUAAGAAGUAAUUUCAAUUUAUGCAUUCCUUAUAUUCGUGAAACUGUUCCUAAUGAGUAGAAAAAUUAGAUUUCCUGGUGUUUCGUCACUCAAUACAAGCCAUUUCUUCAGAGAAUAAAUAAACAAAUUAAAUUAACACAUGUUUAAAUAGUACGAAGGUGCAAAGCAAUAAUAUUAGUUACGAUCAGUCAAAAACAGGUCUGACCAAGUCAAUGUCAUGUCGUUCCGGUUAAGGUGAUUUAUAUGAGGCAUAUUCGUUUAUUUGUGUAUGUGUGGGGUAAAUGAUGAAAACAUGUGAUAUUUUUGGUGAGAAAGAAUAGAGUUAAGUUUGUAUGUGUGAUAAUAGUAUGAGAAGUGAAUAGAAACAGACAUGGCUCGGAAAGAUAGUUCUAGUCGGAUGGAUAAUGAGACCUUCCCAUAGAAGGCAGUAGGAUUAAGCAAUAUAGGAAAAGCUUCAGCUACUUGCCUUUUUUGGAGUUGGGAAAGCCUUUUUGUAUUAUUUUGAUGUUUUUAAUAUCGAUUUGGUGGUUUUUGAAAAUAGCACAAACUGCUAUUGUCGAUUUAAUUUGGAGUCUUGCCAGUUUUACGGGAUUAUUACGCGGUUUCUUUAUGUACCUAAUUUGUAGACAAAAUUCUGUGUUGACAUAAAGGGGAUUUUCCGCUUUAUGUGGACUAAACUAUUUUGAAGGCUGUUCGUUGUUUUGUAUUAGACUUUAAUUCUGUGUUGUUUUAAGACUUUGAAGUUCUGUUAUACCGUGGUGGUGCGGUAAAACUUCAUUAUCAAUCCAUAGUAUUUCAUUCGAAUCAUUAUUUAGCAGUAAUAUGUCUCAUUUUAUCGCACUUUUAAUAAUUUUCGUAGAAAAAUCAUUAAGUUGUAAGAUGUUAUAUUCUUUCGUUCUUUUCGUUUAUCCUCGUCAGAUGUAACGAUCGUUUUGGCUGUUCUAAAGAGAUUUAGGGAUAGACAGAUUUUUGCAUUGAAUAGAUGUGUUGAAUCGAAGUCGAUAUAACAAUUUGAGUGUGUUGGUUUUCGAUAGAUGGUUAGAUUUAGAGCUCCAUCUAGAUUUUUUUUUAACUAAGCAAUCUAAAAACGGUAGCUCACCUUAUUCAUUUUUAUCCUCGUUCGUAAAUUUGAUGUGAGAUGAGAGUUCAUCAAUCAGUAUAGCUGUAACAGUGUUCAACAUAUGCCAAGUUUUAGUUCUAUUAGAGAACGUAGGAAGUCUUAUUAGCGGAGCAGAUUCUUAGUGACUAAAGUACUGACAUUUUAACCAACAAGUUUAUAUAUAAGUAUGAGGAUUUGUGGAGAAUUUAGUAUUUUCACUGUUCGGAUCACGAUCUGAUUUAAGUUGGACCACCACUGAAAACCUGGAAGCAGUGGACGGCCGUUUCGUUUUAGUAUGAGAGUCUUCAGCAGUGCGUAUCCACGAUCAGUAGUCUAGGGUUUGAGCGUUCUCUCUCUGGAUCGAUAUUCCUGCGUUCGAAUCUCGCGUGCGCGGUUGCAGAUGUGUCAUUUUUGACGAGUCUCACACUAGGACGAAACGACCAUGCAGUGCUUCCAGGUUUUCAAUGAUGAGUUGGCUUAGAUUGGUUCGUGAUUUCAACUGUGAAAGUUAAGAAGAUAACAUAAGAAAAGCGAAUAUAAUACUGUUGAUACAAUUUUCAAGUUACAGCAUCUAUAACGAUAGUUUAUAACAACCAGUUCAUAUCUUCCUUAAAUCAGGUUCAUAUCGAUCCAUAAUUUGUAUAUCUCCUUCAAUGGUCAGAAUUUAUAUGAUGUUGGCAAGUUUACCAGGAAUCGAAUACAGAAGUAUAUUCUCUUAGGAAUAUGGAAAUGAUUAAUUUUCAUUUAGAAUUACUGAAUGGUAUAAUUAUUCAAAUUAGAUAAAUGACAUUUUCAUAUUGUGUAAAACUAGAAUGGUUACAUAAUAUCAGCGCACUUACAAAGAAUAAUUGAGUUUCUAUAUAAUGUGUGUGAAUGGCUUGUAAACUAUAAUAUUGAUUUUAUUAUGCUUUAUUUAUUACUCUUUUCAUGUUUUUUUUUUCUUUUCAGGUUUAUAAUAUAUUACCAAGGCGUCGGAUUCGAUCGCUUCUACCAUUCUUGUUAAUCUUGUUCAUGGUUUUAAUGUUUCUUAGACAACUUUCAAUUUUUUUUCAAUCUGACAUGGUACCGAUUUCAAUCAAUUUUAAUCAAUCUGGUCUAGAUUGGAAUAUUCAAUUGGAUAAUAUCAAAUCAACUUCAGAUGAUUCGACAUUAAAUUUGAGUUAUCGAGUACAUGGAUUCUAUUAUGCAUGGUAUGAUGCUCCACAAAAAUUAUCAAAUCAAAAUUCAUUGAAUAAUAAUGAUAAUAACUGGUCACAUUGGAAUCAUCAACGCUUGAAACAUUGGAAUGCUAAAGUUGCUAUUGGUUAUUCAACGGAACCUCAUUAUCCACCAUAUUUAUUAGCAUCAUCUUUCUAUCCAAAAUUAGGUCCAUAUUCAUCAAAAGAUUUGAAUAUUAUUCAUAUUCAUAUGGAAAUGAUUAGAUUUGCUGGAAUCGGUGUCUUAGUCGUGUCAUGGUAUCCAAAGGGUAUGUCUGAUGAUAAUGGAAAACCUGUGGAUGAUAUAAUAUUCCCACUAUUAAACAUAGCUAAUAAAUAUGGUAUAAAAAUUUGUCUACAUUUGGAACCAUAUAAAAAUCGUGAUGUCAGUACAAUCGUUUCAGAUUUAAAGUAUAUUUAUGAAAAAGGAUACACUUCUCAUCCAGCUUAUUAUCAUGUUUCUGCUAAUCAAUAUGACGAUGGUAAAUUAUUACCUGUAGUGUAUGUGUAUGAUUCUUAUAUAAUAAAACCAUCAGAAUGGAAGAAAAUUCUUCAACCAAAUGAUGAAGAAACAACUAUACGAAAUAAAAUGUAUAAUGUACAUAUGAUUGGUUUAUUACUUGAAACUAAUGAUUGUAGAAUAUUGUAUGAAUCAGGAUUUAAUGGUGGUUAUACAUAUUUUGUUGGUCAUGGAAUAUCAAAAGCCAGUUCCCCAGAUACAUGGAUAGAUUUAUCAAACGAAUGUACAAAGUAUAAUUUAACAUUCUAUCCUAGUAUUGGUCCAGGUUAUCAUGAUCUAUCUGUACGUCCAUGGAAUACUGCAGCUAUUCAAUUACGUGAAUUUGGUUCAAGAUAUAUUGAAGUAUUUCAUAAAGCAAUGAAUAUUCAAUUAACUGGUAUAAGUAUUGUAUCAUUUAAUGAAUGGCAUGAAGGUACACAAAUUGAAUCCUCUAUACCAUUUGAAUGGAGGAAUUAUUUUAAAAAAUCAAAAGUGUAUAUGAAUUAUUUACCAUAUUCACCAGAAUUUUAUUUACGUUUAACACGUUUAAUGAUAAAUCAAUUUGAGAAUUUUACUAGUUUACCAAGAAAAUUUAAUCAAACAGAUGACAAUGAAUUACAAUGGUUGUAUACAUUAAUAAAUAAAAUUAAAAAAUCGCAUAGUGACAAAGGUAUGUAGUAAACAAGACCAUUGUGUUAUAGUAUUGAUAUUUGAGAUAAUGGAGAAGAUUUGUAGCUCAGGUGGAUGAUUUUGAUAGAGUUUCAUUCUUCUGAACGAUGAAAGCUCCACAACUAAACCAUCCAGCUCAGAGAACAAAACUCCACCAAAAGUAUUGAUAUUAUAAAUAUUUUCUUUUAUACUUUGUAUUACUUAAAUAAGUAGUGUAAACAUCCAUUUGUAAAAUACAUAUCGUUGUUUUUGUUAUGA
Messenger RNA from Schistosoma intercalatum, 3743 nucleotides. The record is from the annotation of a GenBank genome assembly. NCBI's taxonomy places the organism in Eukaryota, Metazoa, Platyhelminthes, Trematoda, Strigeidida, Schistosomatidae.